ACUCAAAUCUACAAUCUGCAACCGACAAUGGGUUCCAUAGGGACACCACCAAUAAAUCCAGAAAACGGCUCAUCAACGUCGGUCCCAGACGGCGGCCAAAAGUCUCAAUCCGGUGUUGUAGACAGAAUACCUCCACCUGCGGCGGAAGAAAUGACGAUGAUUGAAUCUGAAUCAUUGAAGAAGAGAAAGGCGAGUAUUCUGCCUCUGGAAGUCGGUACUCGCGUUAUGUGCCGUUGGAGAGACGGCAAGUACCACCAGGUGAAGGUCAUAGAACGGCGUAGGAUGCAGUGCGGUGGUCCUAACGAUUACGAGUAUUACGUGCAUUACACAGAGUUUAAUAGGAGGCUUGAUGAAUGGGUGAAGCUUGAACAACUAGAUCUUGAUUCAGUGGAGACUGUUGUUGACGAGAAGGUUGAAGACAAGGUUACAAGCUUGAAGAUGACACGACACCAGAAACGUAAGAUUGAUGAGACACAUGUGGAGGGCCAUGAGGAGCUUGAUGCUGCCAGCUUGCGUGAACAUGAGGAAUUCACAAAAGUAAAAAAUAUAGCCACUAUUGAACUUGGAAGAUAUGAGAUUGAGACAUGGUAUUUCUCUCCCUUUCCACCAGAAUACAAUGAUUCUGUCAAGCUGUACUUUUGUGAGUUUUGCCUCAGUUUUAUGAAGCGUAAAGAACAGCUUCAAAGGCAUAUGAGGAAGUGUGAUCUCAAGCAUCCCCCGGGUGAUGAGAUUUACCGAAGUGGUACGUUGUCAAUGUUUGAGGUUGAUGGCAAGAAGAAUAAAGUUUAUGGACAGAAUCUUUGCUAUUUGGCAAAACUGUUUCUUGAUCAUAAGACCCUAUACUAUGAUGUUGACCUAUUUCUAUUCUAUGUUUUAUGUGAAUGCGAUGAUCGAGGAUGCCACAUGGUUGGGUACUUUUCCAAGGAAAAGCAUUCGGAGGAAUCCUAUAACUUGGCAUGUAUUCUUACCCUUCCUCCUUACCAAAGAAAAGGCUAUGGGAAAUUUUUAAUUGCCUUCUCAUAUGAACUUUCCAAGAAAGAAGGUAAAGUUGGCACACCUGAAAGGCCUCUUUCUGACUUGGGGCUGUUGAGCUACAGAGGAUACUGGACACGAGUUCUCUUGGACAUCUUGAAAAAGCACAAGGGAAAUAUUUCUAUCAAGGAGCUUAGUGACAUGACAGCCAUCAAGGCAGAGGAUAUUUUGAACACCCUUCAGAGCCUAGAAUUGAUUCAAUACAGGAAGGGGCAACAUGUUAUCUGUGCGGAUCCAAAAGUGUUGGAUCGCCAUCUAAAAGCUGCUGGUCGUGGUGGUCUUGAGGUUGAUGUUAGCAAAUUGAUCUGGACUCCUUAUAAAGAACAGGGUUGACUGUGAGCUACUAAUUUCUCGUUGUAGCUCGACUUGUAGCAUUUCCUGUAUAAAUGUAGCACUUAGAAAAUGAAAUUAGGUAUAUAUUGCGCUUGGAUAGGGACACCCAUGCUGCUUUUUAUUAAUGAUAUAUUCUUAUUUUGCAUGAUGA
Messenger RNA from Ricinus communis (castor bean), 1516 nucleotides. RefSeq names its product histone acetyltransferase of the MYST family 1. Bases 28 to 1365 code for a protein of 445 amino acids. NCBI's taxonomy places the organism in Eukaryota, Viridiplantae, Streptophyta, Magnoliopsida, Malpighiales, Euphorbiaceae. The transcript is spliced from 9 exons. The record is from RefSeq and is a predicted model, not a curated record. Gene Ontology annotation, biological process: regulation of DNA-templated transcription. Gene Ontology annotation, molecular function: histone acetyltransferase activity.